GGAAGGCGUUCGGAGCACAGCUUCAUCUAUAGCCACUGCGGUCUGUGGAGCUGAGAAGAGUUUAUCACUUCACGUUGCUUUUUUGUUAUUGUACACUUUUUAUCGAUUAAGGAAGGGUUGUUAUAUGCAUAUAUAGCUUACUUAAUAGCAAAAAGAUAUAGUAAAAAUCAUGGCGGAUGAUGCAGACCUAAAGUUUCUUAUGGUGGAUCGAAGACAAGUUUCUGAUCCAGUCGCUCAUGCAUCAUGGGCAUCUAAAAAGUUGGUAUGGGUACCAAGCGAGGAACAUGGAUUUGUAUCAGCUAGUGUUAAAGAAGAAAAGGGGGAUAAAAUUAUUGCCGAAAUUGAUGGUGGCAAAAAGGUCACAUUCCAUAAAGAUGACAUACAAAGAAUGAAUCCUCCAAAAUUUGACAAAGUUGAAGAUAUGGCAGAUUUAACUUGUUUAAACGAAGCCAGUGUUUUACAUAACCUAAAAGAUCGUUAUUUUUCUGAUUUGAUUUAUACAUAUUCAGGAUUGUUUUGUGUUGUUGUAAAUCCAUACAAGCGCUUACCUAUCUACACUGAAAAAGUUGUGGCCUUGUAUAAGGGGAAGAAAAGACAUGAAGUUCCACCUCAUGUUUAUUCGAUUGCAGAUACUGCCUUCCGAAGCAUGUUGCAAGACCGUGAUAAUCAAUCUAUUCUUUGCACUGGUGAAUCUGGUGCAGGAAAGACAGAAAACACAAAAAAAGUUAUUCAGUACUUGACAGCUGUUGCUGGUCGUCAUCAAAAGGCAGAUGAAAAAACACAGGGAAAACUUGAAGUUCAAUUGCUGCAAGCUAAUCCUAUAUUAGAAGCAUUUGGUAAUGCAAAAACAGUGAAAAAUGACAACUCCUCACGAUUUGGUAAAUUUAUUCGCAUCAACUUUGACAAUUCUGGUUUUAUCUGUGGUGCUAACAUUGAAUCAUACCUGUUGGAAAAGGCUCGUAUUGUUAGACAAGCCCCUGAUGAGCGCAUCUUCCAUGUUUUCUAUCAGUUAUUGCUUGGUGCGAGCCCAGAAGUUAAAAAACAAUUCUUACUCCUUGACGCCAAGGGCUAUAACUUCAUUUCAAAUGGACAUAUUACAUUGCCAAAUAUGGAUGACCGUGUUGAAUUCAAAGCAACUCUUGAAGCUAUGCGAGAUAUGGGUAUUUCCCAAGAGGAGUUGGACCCAAUUUUUAAGGUCAUCUCUGCUGUUUUGCUUUUUGGUAAUAUGGAGUUCAAGCAGGAACGUAAAUCAGAUCAAGCUACUCUUCCAGACAAUACCAUUGCUCAAAAGGUAUGUCAUUUACUUGGUAUGCCUGUCACUGAUUUUACCAAGGCAUUGUUGAAACCAAGAGUCAAAGUAGGAAGAGAAUAUACUCAGAAGGCACAGACAAAAGCUCAAGUAGAAUUUGCUAUUGAAGCACUUGCCAAGACAUUAUACGAACGCAUGUUUAAAUGGUUGGUAGGACGCAUCAACAAAAGUUUAAACAAAGGUAAACGUGAUGGUAAUUCUUUCAUUGGUAUCUUGGACAUUGCUGGUUUUGAGAUCUUUCAGUUGAAUUCCUUUGAGCAACUGUGUAUUAAUUACACCAAUGAAAAGCUGCAACAACUCUUCAACCACACCAUGUUUGUGCUUGAGCAAGAAGAAUAUCAAAAGGAAGGAAUUGACUGGAAAUUCAUUGAUUUUGGUCUUGAUCUUCAACCCACUAUAGAUCUUAUUGAAAAACCAAUGGGUGUCCUUGCUCUUCUUGAUGAAGAAUGUUGGUUCCCAAAAGCCACGGACAAAAGUUUUGUUGAAAAGUUGCACAAACAACAGACCAAACACCCUAAAUAUUUAAAACCAGAUUUCAGAUCCAACUCUGACUUUUGUGUUAUCCAUUAUGCUGGCCGUGUUGAUUAUUCUGCAGCACAGUGGCUGACAAAGAACAUGGAUCCAUUAAAUGAUAAUAUUAUUGGUUUGAUGUCCAGCUCAAGUGAAGGUUUCAUUUCCACUUUGUGGAAGGAUGUGGAAAACAUUGUUAGUAUGAGUGUUACUGAAGGAAUGGACACAACAUUUGGUGCCUCAAGGACAAGAAAGGGAAUGUUUAGAACUGUGUCACAAUUGUACAAGGAACAACUUUCUGGCCUGAUGACAACAUUAAAUAGCACAAAACCAAACUUUGUUAGAUGUAUCAUUCCUAACUAUGAGAAGAAAGCUGGCAAGAUAAACAACCAUUUAGUUCUUGAUCAACUGCGUUGCAAUGGUGUACUGGAGGGUAUUAGGAUUUGUCGUCAAGGUUUCCCCAACAGAAUCCUGUUCCAGGAGUUCCGUCAGCGCUAUGAAAUAUUAUGCCCUGGUGUUGUGCCAAAAGGUUUCAUGGAUGGAAGAAAAGCCGCAAAACAAAUGAUUGAUUGCUUGGAAAUGGACCCUAACUUGUAUAGAAUUGGUCAGUCUAAGAUCUUCUUCAGGGCUGGUGUGUUGGCUCACUUGGAAGAAGAGCGGGAUGUGAAAUUAACAGAAAUUAUUGUGCAAUUUCAAGCAUUCUGCAGAGGAAACAUUGCCCGCCGCAAUUAUAAAAGGAGAAUCCAACAAUUGUCUGCAAUUCGGGUCAUCCAAAGAAAUGGUCGCAGCUGGUUGAAAUUGAGAAAUUGGCAAUGGUGGCGAUUGUUUACAAAAGUCAAACCAUUGUUGAAUGUCACAAGACAGGAGGAUGAGCUUCGAAGCAAAGAAGAAGACCAUAAGAAGCUAGUUGAUAAAUUUGACAAGAUAGAAGCUGCUCAUACAGAACUUGCAAAAUCUCAUGAAAAACUCACGGAAGAGAAGAACACGUUAGCAGAGCAGUUGCAAGCUGAAAUAGAGCUGUGUCAAGAAGCGGAAGAGGCGAGAAACAGACUUCUUACACGUAAACAGGAGCUAGAAGACAUUAUUCAAGACUUUGAAACGAAGCUGGGAGAUGAAGAAGUAAAAAAUGCAAAAUAUGUUGAGGAGAAAAAGAAAUUACAACAAGGAAUACAGGAUCUUGAGGAAAGCCUUGAAGAAGAAGAAGCACAACGACAAAAGUUGCAGUUAGAAAAGGUGCAAGUUGAUGCUAAGCUGAAACAACUUGAAGACGAGAAAGCACUAGUUGAAGAUUCAGCUUCCAAGUUGACCUUCGAGAAAAAACAAUUAGAAGAACGUGUACAAGAGUUUACAACGAAAUUAACCCAAGAAGAAGAAAAGGCAAAACAACUUGCCAAAGCUAAGGCCAAACAAGAAGCCUUCAUUGCAGAAUUAGAAGAAGAAAUUUCUAAAGGUGACAAGAGUUCUCAUGAACUUCAAAAAGAAAAACGUAAGGUCGAUCAAGAGUUAAGUGAUCUGAAGAAUCAACUGGAGGAAGCAAGACAGCGCAUUGCAGAGUUGGAAGAUGAUUUGGCUCGACGUGAGAAGGAACUUGUUGCAGCAACUCAGCGGGGCGACGAAGAAGCAGCCAAACUUGCCCAGUCUGAAAAACAAAGACGCGAGUUACAACAGCAGCUAGAUGAACUUAAAGAAGAUUUAGAAUCUGAGAAAGCUACUAAAGAUAAAACCGAAAAAGCUAAACGUGAACUUGAGCGUGAUUUGGAAGAGUUAAGAUCUGAGCUUGAAGUGACAACUGAUGCAACAGUUGUGCAGAAGGAGCUCCAGCGAAAGCGUGACGAAGACUUGUCAGAAUUGAAGAAACAGGUCGAAGAUGAGGCACGCGAGCAUGAAGCACAGAUGGGAAGCCUGCGAGCUAAACACAAUCAACUUGCUGAAGAACUGAACAAUCAAUUAGAUCAAUUUAAACGCAACAAGUCUUCACUUGAGAAAAAUAAAGCUGCAUUGGAGAAUGAAAAUGCUGAGAUAGCUGCUGACUUGCAACGUGUCAGCCAAUUGAAAGCCGAAGUUGAACGCAAAGCCAAGAACUUCGAAACCCAAUUGAGCGAAGCAAACGCUGUCCGUCAUAGUCAAGAAGAAAGUAUUGCCAAGAUGGAAGGAACGUGCACUAAGUUGCAACGUGAAUGCGAUACAUUAAACUCCCAAUUAGAAGAUAUCGAAACUAAAGCUGCAAAUCUUGAGCGUGCCAAACAACAAGCCGAUGCACAAAUUGAUGACGUCCAAGAUCAAUUACAAGAAGAAACUCGUCAAAAGCUCUCCUUUCAAACGAAAUUACGAGAAGCCAACGAAGAGGCUAAUCGAUUGCAAGAACAACUUGAAGAAGAAGAGGACGAGAAAAAAGCUGUCCAGAAAGUACUGUCGCAGUGCCAGAUACAGGUAGACGCUGCGAAGAAAGAAAUUGAAAUUACUAAAGGACAACUUGAAGAAGCUGAAUCAGCAAAGCAAAAACAGAAACGUGAAAACGAAGAACUUCGUGCCGAGGUCGAGAAACUUCAAGCCGAUGUAUCACGAUUGGACAAAAAUAAGAAGAAGUUGCAGGGUGAGCUUGAUGACGUCACCGUUUCAAUGGAACGGGAACGAAACAACGCUGUCUCGAUGGGUCAAAAACAGAAAAAAUUCGAUCAACAGUUGGCUGAAGAGAAGGCAAACCUUCAAGCCAUGUCCAACGAGCGAGACAACGCCGAAAGACUUGCUCGACAAAACGAAACCAAAGCAUUGUCGUUGCAAAAUGCCAACGAAGAACUGGAAGACAGAUUAGCAGAAUCUGAGAGACAAAGAAAAUCGUUACAAGCAGAAUUACAAGACUUGGUCGAAAGCAAAGACGAUGUUGGCAAAAACGUACACGACCUUGAAAAAGGUAAACGAAUGCUGGAACAACAACUCACCGAACUAAAAACAUCUCUUGAAGAGUUGGAAGAUGAGUUGCAAGCAACUGAGGACGCCAAGUUAAGAUUGGAAGUAAACAUGCAAGCGCAAAAAUCACAGUUCGAAAGAGAUAUUGCUGCUAAGGAUGACGCCAUCGAAGAAGGCCGACGUGGUAUAGUCAAACAAUUGCGUGAACUAGAGCAAGAGCUCGAAGAAGAGCGUAAAGCACGACAAGCAGCCGCAGCUGCGAAAAGAAAGCUUGAAGGUGAGCUUAAAGAAAUGGAGAACCAAUUGGAACAAGCCAAUCGCAUCAAGGAGGAUGGCUUGAAACAGUUGAAGAAGUACCAGAACCAACUGAAAGACGUCCAACGUGACUUGGAUGAUGCUAGACAGUCACGCGAUGAUCUUGCUGCUCAAGUCAAGGAGAAUGAAAAGAAACUUAAGGCCUUGGAAGCUGACUUCUUGCAAAUGCAAGAAGAUCUCGGUGCAGCAGAACGAGCGCGACGUGCUAUUGAGACUGAAAGAGAUGAGUUGUUAGAAGAAUUGAAUAACAACACUGCUGCAAAGAACGCUGUAGCAGAAGAACGGAAGAGAUACGAGGCACAAUUGGCUGCACUUGAAGAAGAAUUAGAAGAAGAAAAAACACAGACAGAACUUAUGCAAGACAAGGUAAAACGAAGCAAUCUUCAACUGGAGCAACUUCAAGCUGAAUUAAACUCUGAAAGGGCUGCUGCUCAACAGCUCGAUAACUCUCGUUUGACACUUGAACGACAAAAUAAAGAUUUACAAGGAAAACUCGCCGACUUGGAAUCAAGCUUGAGAUCACGCAACAAAACCACUGUGGCGACACUCGAAAGCAAAAUCAACAACCUCGAAAUUCAACUUGACCAGGAAGCCAAAGAGCGUCAACAACUCAACAAAGCACUCCGAAAGAGCGAGAAACGAAACAAAGACUUUCAAAUGCAGAUCGAAGAAGAACGAGCUCAUACUGAGUCGUACAAACAACAGGUCGAUAAAAUGAAUGCCCGUGUAAAGAAUAUGAAACGACAGUUGGAUGAAUCGGAAGAAGAAGUCACUCGUUUGAACAGCGCCAAAAGAAAACUACAAAGAGAUUUGGACGAAAAUAUUGAAACUCUGGAAUCAAGUCAACGUGAAGUUAAUCAACUUCGUCAAAGAAUGAAAGGUGGAGUCGGAGCACGAACCACAACAAGUCGACGUCGUGCUAAGGAUGAUGACGAUGAUGACGAUGAUGCCGCCGCCGAGUAAAAUUUGAUUUCACUAAAUCAUUCUCAUAACAUAGAAAACGUAUAUUUUUCAAAAUUUUUUCAUGCGAUUCUGUAAUCUUUUGUUUCGUUUUAAAUUAUUGAAGUUUGCGUAAACAUUUUACAGACCAGAAACUUUAAUUACCUUUGCAAUUUUUGUCCUGUCAUUUUUUAUUUGUUCUUAAUUUGUGUGAUUUUUGUUUGUAUGUUGUUGUUUAGUUUUGUUUUCAUUGUUAAUUUGUUCAGUUCUCGAAAUUUUUGAAGUAAUUUUUAAGAAGUUUUUAACGAGUUGGUUUGUUAAUGAACGCCUCCACGACAUUUUUGAUUGGAUAAAAAACGCCAUAUAAAGUGGUGGGAAGUAACCGAAGUCCAACUAUCUACUCAAAAAAAAAUAAUGUCGAGAGGGCGUUUAUACCAAAAAUAUUAUGAUUUGUCAGAAAUAGAAAAAUUUGUACUUUUUUCGUAAGAUUAUAUAUAAACAAUUUAA
Molecule: messenger RNA, 6487 nt
Organism: Hydractinia symbiolongicarpus
Lineage: Eukaryota; Metazoa; Cnidaria; Hydrozoa; Anthoathecata; Hydractiniidae
Product: myosin-10-like
Exons: 20
Coding region: 170-6004 (1944 amino acids)
Cellular component (GO): myosin complex
Molecular function (GO): cytoskeletal motor activity; actin filament binding; ATP binding
Source: RefSeq, a predicted model, not a curated record